Capsaspora owczarzaki ATCC 30864 is the source of this 1812-nucleotide messenger RNA. RefSeq lists its product as hypothetical. The record is from RefSeq and is a predicted model, not a curated record. The coding region runs from base 1 to 1812 and encodes 603 amino acids. Lineage: Eukaryota; Filasterea; Ministeriida; Capsasporidae. The transcript has 5 exons.
AUGACUGAGCUGCAUCUAGCGAGAAAUUGCAUUGGCCAAGUUGGCGUUCAAGCGCUUGAUGAGGCACGCAAAGUCAACCGCAUUCUGACUCAGCUUGACAUCGAGGACCAGAUAAACCCGCUUGCAUUCUCCUUGCUUCCACGAUUGACAACCUCUGAAGACUGGCAGAGCGUGUUUCACCUGCUGACAGGCCGACACGAGCUGGAGAAUCAGCCCGCACUUCUCCCUGCACUACCAGCCGAGAUUGCCGAGCUCGUUAUGGACGAAGCGGAGUACUUGCAAGGCGUGCAGCACAUUCACCAAGCGUGGUCUAGUUCUCAGAACCCAUCGCAGUCACUUCAACGCAAAUUUACUGUAACAGCUCGAAUGCGGCCUGCGUUACGGCCGACCGGCAACCCCACCCGCGGCCCAGCUGCCCUGUCUGGCGUGGUAGUGCACAACGCACACAACCGACCGGCCGGCAUCUCGAUUGUCGCGAGCAGCGGCGCAGGGCAAGAGUUGCUCGUUGCAGCCUCGUCCAAUUUCCAGCACCCAAGCAACAACCGAGCCAGCGACCACGACGAGGAGGACAGCUACUCCACUGGCAGCUUCAACGAUGGCGAUGAUGACGAUGAUGCCCGUGCCAGUGCCAGUGCCAGUGCUGGGGUGAAGCGCGAUCGGGUCGUGUGGACGAGAGACCCGAGCGACCGACGAAAUCGGCUGCUCCCACUGGUCCCGCGAACCGUCGGUGAAGACGAGUACUACGACCAAGAGGAAGAAGACCAAGACUUUGCACGAGAAUUAGAAGCGCAGGAUCAGGAUCAAGACCAGGACGGCCACGAUCGUGAAUUUCUCAGACAAGGACCGUUCAAGCGAUCUGGUGAGAAUGACAAGAAAUCCCUUGAGCGAAUCGCCUUGUUGCCAGCACGCCAGAGCAACCAGCAGGCACUCCCCAGCAAGAGACUGGCUGCUAAAGAAGCCGCAGCAAGCUUGGCAACUACCACACUCGGCUCGACAGCAUCAAGAUUGUCGGGACCCACUGGUGCCGUCUUUGGUCGAAGCGCACCACUGUCGUUGGCUGGCACGGAAGUAGAGCUCGUUCGUAGCACUCGCACCGGAAUCGGGCGGAGGCGAACGACCAACAAGGAUGACUCGGAUGGCGACGAGGGCGAGGACUUUGAGCCCGGGCGCGACAAGACCUACCAGAAUGCCACUCACACGCUGAUUUGGCAUCGCGUCACACCCACUGAUACGCUUCAGCACCUAGCGGUUCGCUUUGGCGCAAGUGUCUCGGACAUUAAACACGUCAACCGCAUCUGGCGUGUUGAAGAGCUCUCGACUCGGCGACGCGUCCGAAUACCGGUGGCACGUUACAACAUUAUCAGCGAGCAGCUUCACGCUGAAGGCCUUUUUGUUGAGGUUCAUCCGUUUGAACGGUCUGACGACGAAAGCGACGACCGAGAAAAUCAGUCGGCAUCCGAACAGCCUCCCGGGUCGCGGCACAGUCACGGAUUGACUGGCGAGAGUACAACUCUGAAUCCUGUCGCCAAGCCAGUCCCGCGCUCGACACAAGUCGACAUCACCAGUCUGCUCAAUGAGCCAUUGCCUCAAAUUGCCACCCCAAGCCCCGACGAUGCGUCUCGUCUGACUGAUGCCAUUUCCCCGGAGCAAGCACUGGCAGUUGUGCAACGCGCCGAAGCAGAGCGCGCCCGCCGAGCAUGGAGUUGUUGUUCUCCGAUACAGCUCGCCGUUGGCGUGUUUGUGAUUGUUUGUUUACUCAUCCCUAUGCUAUUCUACUAUGAGAUUGAUAUUAAGGGCUUUCGGCCGGGCUAG